Molecule: messenger RNA, 1978 nt
Organism: Tricharina praecox
Lineage: Eukaryota; Fungi; Ascomycota; Pezizomycetes; Pezizales; Pyronemataceae
Exons: 5
Coding region: 136-1863 (575 amino acids)
Biological process (GO): carbohydrate metabolic process; purine ribonucleoside salvage
Molecular function (GO): phosphopentomutase activity; magnesium ion binding
Source: RefSeq, a predicted model, not a curated record
CGGUGUCCUACUCUACAGCUGCCGGCGUAGGUAUCUAUAUGAACACUCCGUGCGUUGUUCCUUUCUCCUGCCACUGCUGCGUACCUGCGUACAUAUCCCGCCUUUGACUUCUUUAGCUACAUACACAGAUCAUUGAUGGACACCCUUCGCUCCCUCGCAGAGCAGUGGCUCGAGCUCGAUAAGAAUGAAAAAACAAAAGCAGAGAUUCAGAAGUUGUUGGCCGAUAACGACACCGAGGAGCUCGAGAAACGGCUCGGGAGUCGGAUCUCAUUCGGCACCGCCGGUCUCCGCGCCGCAAUGCAAGCCGGCUUCUCGCGGAUGAACGAUCUCACCGUGAUCCAAGCGUCGCAGGGGCUAGCAGAAUACAUCUCGACCUCUGUGGCCUCUGGGGGAGCGUCUAUUGUGAUUGGCUACGACCACCGGCACAACAGCGAGCGGUUCGCGCGGCUCACAGGGGCGGCGAUGAUCCAGCGCGGGAUCAAGGUGUACUUCUACACAUCCCUCGUGCACACACCGCUGGUGCCGUUCGGGAUCAAGAUGCUCGGCGCCUCCGCCGGCGUCAUGAUCACGGCUAGCCACAAUCCUGUCCAGGACAACGGCUACAAGGUCUACUGGUCCAAUGCGUGCCAGAUCGUCUCGCCGCACGAUAAGGCCAUCGCGAAGGCUAUCGAGAGGAAUCUGACCCCCGUGUGCUGGGAUGAAAGCUUGGUGGAUACCAGUGAGCUGGUCGAAAAGCCAAUCGAACGCAUCCAGGACGCGUACUUCCACAAGCUGGUAGACCUGGCCACGCACACUGUUCCCGUGCCACGGGUGAGGGUGGUGUACACGCCCAUGCAUGGCGUUGGGCUGCCCGCGAUGCAGCGCGCCGCGCGGGACCUCGGCGUGGCGGAGGAGGACCUAGUCACUGUGAAAGCGCAGCAGGCCCCAGACGCCGACUUCCCCACGGUGCGGUUCCCGAACCCGGAGGAGGUAGGAGCACUCGACCUCGCGAUCGUGACCGCGACCGAAAACAACAUCUCGAUCGUGCUCGCCACCGACCCGGACGCAGACCGGUUUGCGGCGGCGGAGCGCCUGCCCUCCGGCGAGUGGCGCACCUUCACGGGCAAUGAGCUGGGCAUCCUCUUCGCGGCGUACGUGUUCUCCAACACGCCAGCCUCGCAGCGCCCAAAGCUGUGUAUGCUGUGCUCGACUGUCUCCUCGCAGAUGCUGGCGUCGAUGGCGCGAAUCGAGGGGUUCGCGUUCGAAGAGACCCUCACGGGGUUCAAGUGGCUGGGCAACCGCGCGCAGGCCCUGGAGCAGCAGGGCUACCACGCCGCUUACGCCUUCGAGGAGGCCAUCGGCUACAUGUUCUCCCCGCUCGUCCAGGACAAAGACGGCAUCGCCGCCGCGGUGGUGUUCAUCUCUGCGCUGCGAGACUGGUCGUCCGCAGGACAGACACCCUACCAAAAACUCCAAGAGCUCUACGGGAAGUACGGCUACUUCAAGACCGCGAAUAGCUACUUCGUCUCGCGCGACGCGGCGCUAACUCGGAAGGUGUUUGCGGAUAUACGUGCUGCCGCGCCGAAGGCGGUCGGGGCUAGGAAGAUAACCCGCUGGAGAGAUCUCACCACGGGCGUCGACACCGCUACCGAGGAUGGCAAGCCAACACUGCCCAUCAGUAAGAGCUCGGAAAUGAUCACGGCCGAACUCGAGGGCGGCGUUAGGUUUACGGUCCGUGGAAGUGGGACCGAGCCGAAGAUUAAGAUGUACAUCGAGUGCAAAGCCGACACUGAAGCUGCGGCCAUCGAGGGCGCUCAGGAGGUGGCGAGGGAUUUGACGAGGGAGUGGUUCAGACCUGAGGAGACGGGGCUGAGGCUGCCUUGAUCUGAUCUGGGCUGGAGGCGGGUUCAUCUUGGACGGCGGAAUCGUGGGCUGCGGAGUUUCAUUAUGUAUUUGUGAUGUGAUGCGACGAUAGAGAUGUCCGGAAUAGAGAUAGAAU